Molecule: messenger RNA, 174 nt
Organism: Funneliformis caledonium
Lineage: Eukaryota; Fungi; Glomeromycota; Glomeromycetes; Glomerales; Glomeraceae
Source: the annotation of a GenBank genome assembly
AUGACGUUGAUUUCUAUCAUUUGGACCAAGGUUUGCGAAGUUGGAUUAUCACCCACCAACCUUUUUUCAGAAAAGGAUUUACCCAAUAAAACCACCCUUACCAAUCAGAUAAAGAAAGCUGAUGAUGUAACUGGUGGCGUUGGUGAUCUUGGUGAUAAUUCUACUUCUGAAUAA